UGCCCUGACAGGGUUUUAUUCCAGCCAUGGAGAGUCAGAGAGUCCUGUCGUCUUACAGGAAGCGUUUCGGGCCCCAGGGGGCCGGCAGCGUGGGUGGGGGCGUGCGGCUCAGCAGUCUCUCCUCCAGCCGCUUCUCCCUCCAUGGGACCCCCCGCCACCUGACCCACUCCAGCACCAUUUCCCGUCUCUCCCUGGGGUCGGCUGGAGGGGCCCUGCUCCUGGGGACCCCUGGGAACCGGCUGGACUUCUCGGCUGACUCACUCCUCAAUGCCCAGUACCGUGAGACGCGCACCAACGAGAAGGUGGAGAUGAUGGGUCUGAACGACCGCUUCGCCAGCUUUAUAGAGAAGGUGCGCUUCCUGGAGCAGCAGAACACGAUGCUGGUGACGGAGCUGACCCAACUAAGGGGGAAGGAGCCCAGCCGUCUGGGGGACAUCUUCCAGGAGGAGCUGAGGGAGCUGCGCAGGCAGGUGGACGGACUCAGCGCUGGGAAGGCCCGGCUGGAGAUAGAGAGGGACAACAUGGCUGCUGACGUGGCCACACUCAAACAGAGACUGCAAGAUGAGAUGGUUCUUAGACAGGAUGCAGAGAGCAACUUGAACGCCUUUAGACAGGAUGUGGAUGAGGCAUCUCUGAACCGUGUCCAGUUGGAGAGGAGGAUAGACGCGCUGCAGGAUGAGAUUGCCUUCCUCAAGAAGAUCCACGAGGAGGAGCUGCGUGAGCUGCAGGAGCAGCUGAUGGCCCAGCAGGUCCAUGUGGAUGUGGACGUGUCCAAGCCAGACCUGACCGCUGCUCUGAGGGACAUCCGGGUCCAGUAUGAGUCCGUGGCCUCCUCGAACAUUCAGGAGACGGAGGAGUGGUACCGCUCCAAGUUUGCCGACUUGACCGACGCAGCUACUCGGAAUGCAGAUGCCUUGCGAUUGGCCAAACAGGAGGGCAACGAGUACCGCCGGCAACUCCAGGCCAUGACCUGUGAUGUGGAGGCGCUCCGUGGAACAAACGAGUCUCUGGAGCAGCAGCUGCGUGAGAUGGAGGACCGUUUCUCCGUGGAGACGGCUGGUUACCAGGAUACAGUGGGUCAUCUGGAGGAGGAGAUCCAGACUCUGAAGGAGGGGAUGGCCAGACACCUGCAGGAGUACCAGGACCUGCUCAACGUCAAACUGGCCCUGGACAUAGAGAUCGCUACCUACAGGAAGCUGCUGGAGGGAGAGGAGAGCAGGAUCACUGUUCCAAUGCAGAGCUUCUCCAACCUGCAGUUCAGAGAGACCAGUAUGGACACUAAGUUCUCUCCAGAGGCCCAUGUCAAGAGGAGCAUCAUAGUGCGGACUGUGGAGACUAGAGACGGGGAGAUCAUUAAGGAGUCUACGGCUGAGAGGAAGGAGAUUCCUGACAGUCCUUAAAGGACACAAAUGGUGCUAGCUAUAUGUCUGUCAUACUGUCCCCACUCCCCAGUAACACUUAGAGGCCUUGCAUGAUAAUGAUACCCUUUCCUGACCAGGCACCUCCCUCUUCUCCAAACCUCAAAGUCUCCCCAGUUGCAACCACCUCAGCAUCCCCUUCCUCCCCUCUUCAUCAUCACCCCCAGACCAUGCUACAUCAUUAAAUACUUAGGAUUUGCAUUUUGUUGAAAAAAAAAAUCCCACAUUGCGUCCUUGUUAGCAUUUUUGCCAAAAAAGUAUUAUUUUUGUAUUGCUGUAACUGGAGAUAGGCUUUAGUGCUGGGAAGUGUGGCCAUGCACCUUAGAAGGAAGGGUCUUGGACUACUACCCUUCGUGAUUUAAUGCUUGGAAAUGUAUAUUUUGUUCAGCUCAUAAUAGUGACAGAUCAGAGUGGGAAAUGUUCUCAAUGUGUUUGGAUAGUAGCCAGAGAGGAGGCCUUGAAAUGUAGUGAUUUUGUUAUUCAGCGAGUGGCAGAGGGGUCCUGCUGAAGUUGUGUGGUUUGAGUGGAUGUGAGAAGUCAAGAGGAAAGUACAGUUGCUGGGGUUAGCAGUGGACAGGAUGGGUCUCAGACAAGGAAGAUGACGUGUGAAUGACAGUGCUUUUGGCAGAACUGUUGGUGAAAAGAAAGAAGCUGACGUAAUUCUCCUCGAGGGCCAAACACCAUAUCCAUUUCAUCCCUCCGUCAUACAAUGCCCCCCCCCCCUUCCCCCUCUGGAUGCAGUGUCUCUUGUUCCACUGUUUCAUUACAACAUCAUAUUUGAACACUAGAACAGCGCCUGUGAACAUCCACUUACGCACCAGGGGUGAGAGGGACAGGACGGAGGUGAUACAGGGAGUAUUGACGAGACCCUUACCUCUGAAAUCCCCUGUUCCUCCCCCAGCUCCAUCUCCGGAGUGUCAGUGAUUGUAGAGAGACACAAAAGAGGGUGUUGCUGAGAUAGCUUGGUGGUGGUGGAGCGGGUGGGGUUACAUGGUGUCUCCCUGAUGACAGCCCUCUCCAAGAAACCCUGGGGUGGUUGGAGGGUUGGAGGAGAG
Molecule: messenger RNA, 2473 nt
Organism: Oncorhynchus gorbuscha (pink salmon)
Lineage: Eukaryota; Metazoa; Chordata; Actinopteri; Salmoniformes; Salmonidae
Product: glial fibrillary acidic protein-like
Exons: 9
Coding region: 27-1400 (457 amino acids)
Biological process (GO): intermediate filament organization; regulation of chaperone-mediated autophagy
Cellular component (GO): cytoplasm; cell projection; intermediate filament
Molecular function (GO): structural constituent of cytoskeleton
Source: RefSeq, a predicted model, not a curated record